UAUUUAUAAAGAAAGAUGCGGAGAAACGUUGCACGCAUUAGUUCAGAAGGACACGAAACAAUAACGAUGAAGAUUAUUUUUGCGUUGUUCGUCGCUUUGGUGGUGUUGUUUUCCACCACACUGGCCAGAAGAAUAAUCUGUGACAUGCCAAACGAGGAGUAUCAGUGCGGAUCAGCUUGUCAAACUACUUGCGACAAUCUAGGUCAACCAUGUCCAAUCGUGAACAUCAGAUGUAACGAUGAUUGUUAUUGCAAAGAUGGCUACGCUAGGAACAGAAGGGAUAUCUGCAUCCCCAUAAAGUAUUGUCCUAAAAAGUGAAGUAAUUCCGGUAGACCAAGGUUCCAUUUGUGAAAUUAUUGAUUUUGGAAUUGUAAUGACGCGAAUAAAUUGAUUAUUUCGAUGAAAAACCAA
Molecule: messenger RNA, 411 nt
Organism: Osmia lignaria (orchard mason bee)
Lineage: Eukaryota; Metazoa; Arthropoda; Insecta; Hymenoptera; Megachilidae
Product: venom metalloprotease inhibitor-like
Source: RefSeq, a predicted model, not a curated record